AUGAAACUCACAACGAACUCUUGCCAUUCUGACUCUUUGACAAAUACAGAAUGCCCGUAUCCGUAUCAGGAACACUGGGAAUUAGAAUAUGCUAGUUCUUCCGAAAGUUUGCGAUCGCCUGGCGGUGUUUCAGGUACAUUAGAGGUAAGACUAGGUCGUAUGAAGUUGACUGAAGAUUCUCCCAUGAACCAAGGAGGAAGGGGUCGAAGGAAAUACCAUCGGCAGAGACAAAGAGACCGCAGACACUCAGCAAAUGUUCCACAAUCUCACAUUACGCCUCAUGAAGAUGAAAGGUGCUCAUCAAGUAACAGGCUACCAAGGCAGAGUAAUAAAUGUUCCAAGAAUACGGGAAGUGGGAGGGAAGCUGGAAAAGAAGAGCUGAGGAAAAAGACCCAACUUAAAGCAAAAAAACGCCGUGAACAUAGAAACAAACCUUUGCAAAAUCAAAACAGUCAUCAAGAUGGCAGUUUAGCUACCCCGUUACUAGCCAGACCAGCUCAGAACCCAUGUGAUUCUACUAAUAGUCAAAGUAUGGAAGACGUGAAUGGACUAGAGCAAAGAGCGAUCCGCGUUCUUCAGUCUGCGACUAGACUUCAAAGAGCGCCCCAAAGGUCAUCCCCAAUUGACAUAUAUCAUCAAAUGAUUCGGCCACCUCCGAGAGAUGAAUAUGCUGCUAGAGAUGAGGAGAUACCACCGUAUAGGGCACAACUUCAUAAGUACCUCGAUCUUGUUUCUUAUGAUGAACGAUUCUCUCCUGUGCUUCGAGUCAAUCGUUAUUUGGUUCGAGGAGAAGGAGAAUUGAGCGGUGCAAUCAACAAACUAUCUUGUUCAAAUGUCUUACCUAAGAGGACAAACCUAUGGGCGGUGUCCCACAUUGAUGACAACGAGUAUGAACAAAUGGUGCCUGCGCUCAUAUCUGAAGGCAGCUAG
Clavispora lusitaniae ATCC 42720 is the source of this 930-nucleotide messenger RNA. RefSeq lists its product as uncharacterized. The record is from RefSeq and is a predicted model, not a curated record. NCBI's taxonomy places the organism in Eukaryota, Fungi, Ascomycota, Pichiomycetes, Serinales, Metschnikowiaceae.